Messenger RNA from Clunio marinus, 228 nucleotides. The record is from the annotation of a GenBank genome assembly. Lineage: Eukaryota; Metazoa; Arthropoda; Insecta; Diptera; Chironomidae.
AUGUUCGAAGAAAGUGAAGGAAAGUAUUUAUCGAACAGCAUUACCAGUUUAUAUAUUACUAUCUCUAAUAAAAAUGAUGCUAUUGAAAUCAUUAAGAAUACCUGGAAUACUACAAAACCUGCUGAUAAAUCAUCCAUUGUCAAAACUUUAGGAUCAUCAAUUGGAAGAUUAUUAACUAGAGACAUUUACAAUGUUUACAACAUCAUAGACAUUAAAGAUCAGCUUUAG